Molecule: messenger RNA, 3504 nt
Organism: Cricetulus griseus (Chinese hamster)
Lineage: Eukaryota; Metazoa; Chordata; Mammalia; Rodentia; Cricetidae
Source: RefSeq, a predicted model, not a curated record
GUGGACUCACAUUAUUGUCCCAGCUGCUUAGAAAACAUGCCAUCAGCUGAAGCCAAAUUAAAAAAGAAUAGAUGUGCCAACUGCUUUGACUGCCCUGGGUGCAUGCAUACUCUUUCCACCCGGGCAACAAGCAUCUCCACACAGCUUCCAGAUGACCCAGCCAAAACCACCAUGAAGAAAGCCUACUACUUGGCCUGUGGAUUUUGUCGAUGGACUUCUAGAGAUGUGGGCAUGGCAGACAAAUCAGUAGCAAGUGGCGGUUGGCAAGAACCAGAAAAUCCUCACACACAACGGAUGAAUAAGUUGAUUGAAUAUUACCAGCAGCUUGCUCAGAAGGAAAAGGUUGAACGAGAUCGCAAGAAACUGGCACGGCGUAGAAACUAUAUGCCUUUGGCUUUUUCGGACAAGUACAGUCUUGGAACCAGACUUCAGCGACCACGAGCUGGUGCAUCCAUUAGUACUCUCGCUGGACUUUCCCUUAGAGAAGGAGAAGACCAGAAAGAGGUGAAGAUUGAGCCAGCUCAGGCCGUCGCUGAAGUGGAACCUCUACCUGAAGACUACUAUACGCUACCAGUGAACUUAACGGAGGUGACCACCCUUCAGCAGCGCCUCCUACAGCCUGAUUUCCAGCCAGUCUCUGCUUCACAGCUUUAUCCUCGACACAAGCACCUUCUGAUCAAACGGUCCCUGCGCUGUCGGAAAUGUGAACACAACUUAAGCAAGCCAGAAUUUAAUCCAACAUCUAUCAAGUUCAAAAUCCAGUUGGUUGCUGUCAAUUAUAUUCCAGAAGUGAGAAUCAUGUCAAUUCCCAACCUUCGCUACAUGAAGGAGAGCCAGGUCCUCCUGACUCUUACAAAUCCAGUAGAGAACCUGACCCAUGUGACUCUGUUGGAGUGUGAAGAGGGGGACCCUGAUAAUAUCAACAGCACUGCUAAGGUGGUGGUGCCUCCCAAAGAGCAGAUUUUAGCUGCCAAGGAUGCAGCAGCAGAGUAUGAUGAACUGGCAGAGCCCCAGGACUUUCAGGAUGACCCUGACAUUGUAGCUUUCAGAAAAGCCAACAAAGUGGGCAUCUUCAUCAAAGUCACCCCACAGCGUGAGGAAGGCGAAGUGACUGUGUGCUUCAAGAUGAAACAUGAUUUUAAAAACCUGGCUGCCCCCAUCCGCCCAAUGGAAGAAAGUGACCAGGGCACAGAGGUCAUCUGGCUCACUCAGCAUGUGGAACUGAGCUUUGGCCCUCUUCUUCCUUAAAGUCACCUGGUGGGCAGAUGACACUGACAGCUGUGUCCCCAGCCACAAUUCUGUAACAGUAUGGAAGCUGCUGCUUCAUUAGACGUGUUUAUAAAGAUGUACCCCAUCACUACUGAACCGAGGCCAGGCCAGGACUGGGAGCACAGGGUAACUGCUGUUCCACUUGCUCUCUUUGUUGAUACCAGUAAGUCUGUGUCUCCCUCCCUGAGCCCUGCACGUUGAGUAACAGCCUAGCUCCAUCCCAGUAAAAGGGGUGGCUGUUCCUCAGAGGGACAUUAGAUUUACUCCCUGAGAAAUGGGCCAUGUACCUGUCACGGUUUGACUGAAAGAACCUAGAAUGGUAAUUCAGAGCAGACCUGCUAUUCAUGCCCCAGCAUUGGUCUCUGUGUUCCAGCUGCUGUCCGAAUUCCAUUAAGGAUAACUAGUAAUUAUAACCCUUCACUUGCCAUGACUUUCAUUUGACCAUUGACUUCCAUUGGACAGAGAAGUAGGAUUGUCAUGGUGUCUUUAACUUUGUGAUGACAGGACAGGACUUCCUUAAGGCACUCCAUUUGUCUCUUGUAAAGGACUACAGAAUGCCUACCAAUUGCUGUUCAUUUUCCUCAGUAGUACAUGGGACUUUAAGGAUUUGAGUUGCAAGCAAUUACAUGUCAUGAAGUUCAAUUUGUUUUAAUAAUACCAUAACAUCCAGAGACUAAUGCUGCCACAGGGAGCAUUAUAGCCUUUAUAGAUUUCACUCUCAGCCCUUCUCUACUCUGGUUUUGUUUGUUUGUUUUUCUUAAUUUUCUUUCCAUUUAUUUUUUCACAUAGACUCCCUCCAUGGAUCUCUGGCCUGGAACUCCAUAUGUAUACCAAACUAGCCUUGAACUCACUUGCUAGGAUUAAAACAUUUACCACCACGCCCAGCUCUCUGCUCUGUCCUAGAAUUCAAGAAAUUGCUUUAACGGUGGGGGGCUUAAAAAGAAAGCCAAGACAGUUUAAGUGGACAUACUCACUUCUGGGAUUCAGAGAACAUUUUUAAAAUUCAGAUUUUUAGCAUGAUACAAACUAAUGUUCUUUCCUCUGAGUUGAAGGAGAAAUUAACUAUCAAUCUCUUAAAUCCAAAGCUGGAUAAUAAGUAAAAGAACCUUUCCCUUUGUUGGGUAUAAGACUUCUUUCUCCUGCUGUAUCAAGUGAGACCAUUUUGAUUGGAAGCCAUAGCAGCUCAGCAAGUAACCAGAAUGCUGGCCCAACUCCAGACAUGCUGUUUUCCUCAAAUACUAAUGUUCAGUUGCAAACCUUAAUUUCUAUAAUGUUUUCUAAAACGUGUUGACCGAGUAGACCAGCUGCACUACUUUUCCUUAAAGCAUUCCUAGCACAUGGCCAACAGACCUUGGAAGAAAAAAAAUUCCUGUUUACAAACCCUGCUUUGGUUUUCAUUUAUGUCUUUAGGCAUUUUUGUCUGGUUUGGUUUGAAGGGAUAAAGAAUCUGGAAUACAGAUAGAAAGUAAGUCUUUGUUAGUUCCCCUUAAAAGAGGAAACUAAACUACAGAAGGAGUGGUUUUCCAUAACUUCACAAAGCCUCAAGUUAAAGCCUACUGUGAAACACUACUCAAUGUCUGCCAGUGGGUGGGGGAGGGGGCUGGGCGUCAAAGUGCAGAUAGCUUCAUAAGCCUACACAUUGUGGAGACAGGAACAGUUGUCCUUCUGUAUGUUUUUAUGCCAUGAAACUGAUACUUAAUUCCUAGAAAAAUGUUGACAUAAUGGAUCUACUCCCAAGUGAUAAACACAAAAACACUUUUGAAUACACAAUUUCUGUUUAAGAAGUCAAGUUAACUUACAAAUAACAGUUGUUGGCUGUUUCAAGGUGAAUUUAGCUCAAGUUGGUUUGGUAUUCUUAGAAAAGGUUCAGUAUCUGUGACUGGUGAAAUAGGAUUUGUGUCUAUCGCCCUUCUUGUAUUAUUAGAUCUGGUGCAGGGUUUUUAUUACUGGUCAGUGCACACCAGGACACAAGAGUUGGGCGUCUUAGCACUUGAAGCUACAAUUUGGAAACUUAAGGCUAAGUUACUUUGGGUUUGUGAAUGGAUUUACACACCAAAAGUUUCUUUUGUUCUGAGCAUAUGUAUAAGCAUACUGCACUAAAUGCCAUUGCAUCUUUGUAAUAAGCAUCCUUCUUGGUCCCUUUUGGGAAGGAAAGGCACUCCUUGACUUAUGAAUAACAGGUUUCUGUUUUGCCUUAUUGCUUAAUGUAGUGAAAUAAAGCAGACAAAAGCUUGA